AUCAAUUUAUAUGUUACAGUAAAUACUUAAAACUGUAUUCUUUUCACUUCCCAUGAUGCAGGAGCCUUUCAAAAAAGUGGUAAUUUAAACAUCAUUACAAUGUCUGCUGCCAGAUGCCUGGGCCGCCGCUCUCAGCGUCUUAGCUCAUUAUGAGGUCACAGUGGUGGGUGUAGGUUACCAUGACAAGGGAACGCAGGUCCCUGUCCUGCGGAGUCUUUUAAGCGCAGGGAGAUAAGGGAUGCCAGGGAUAAAGUGGGAUUAGAGUAGAGGUAUAAAGCACCGGAAGCACCUGACAGAGACAGAAUAGUGUAGGCACCCAGUUGUGUGGUGUAUAGGCUGCGGGUGGUGAUGGCUGCGUCAGGAUCUGCGUCUGCCUUUCUCAGCACCGUGCUGUGUCUGCUCCUCCGUCUGGCCUUGCCCAUGUGUGCUCCCACCGAGUACACGCUGUACGUGGAGAAGCACGAGUGUGACUUCUGCGUGGCCAUCAACACCACCAUCUGCAUGGGUUUCUGUUUCUCCAGGGACAGCAACGUGAAAGAGCUGGCUGGGCCUCGUUUCCUGCAUCAGAGGGGUUGCACCUACCAGGAAGUGGAGUACCACACGGCGGUGCUGCCCGGCUGUGCCAGCCACGCCGACUCCCUCUUCACCUACCCCAUGGCCCGGAGCUGCCACUGCGGCACCUGCAGCACCUACAGUGACGUCUGCGCCCACAAGACUCGCAGCGUGGGCAGUGGCCAGUGCUCCAAACCCCUCUGGCAUCUCUACCCCUACCCUGACCAGAGCAACUACAUCCAGUACAACUGAGGGAAGAGAGUGAGGGAGUGAGAGA
Molecule: messenger RNA, 829 nt
Organism: Alosa alosa (allis shad)
Lineage: Eukaryota; Metazoa; Chordata; Actinopteri; Clupeiformes; Clupeidae
Gene: tshba
Product: thyroid stimulating hormone subunit beta a
Exons: 3
Coding region: 349-804 (151 amino acids)
Biological process (GO): G protein-coupled receptor signaling pathway
Cellular component (GO): extracellular region; cytoplasm
Molecular function (GO): hormone activity
Source: RefSeq, a predicted model, not a curated record